ACUGGUCGGGGAAAGCUGGUGAGCAAGAGUCUGGCCCGAGUUGGCUGGAGCUGUUGCCAUGACAAGCAUUUUCUCAAGAAAGCUCUGCUGUUGAGACUGUUCAAAGCUGGGGUUUGGGUGGCGGGGGGAGGCACGAACUUCCUGGGGAACCAUCCCUCCGAAGAGAGCAAGAUCAGAGACUCCCGCCCAGCUCCCCUGCACCCUUUUUCUUCUGGAACCUGAGAGGUCCUUCCUAUUGGAAGGACGCGGGGGGGAAGAGACCCAGCCCACUCCCCGGCCGUAGCUGGAAAGGCAGGAGAGCAAAGCCAGCAUCUCUAGCUUGUUUGCCACACUGGGGAGACCGGUGGGUGGUCACCCACCCUAUCCCCAUCCAUGGAAACCUGGAGGGAGAGUCCCGCUUGGAGAAACCUGGAUCUUUGCUAGAAAGAGAGAUCCAGUUGUCGUUGGGAUCCAGGAAGCCUUCCUUUUCUUCCUCCUCAUCCUGCUGCCUCUCUACCACCACAGUUGCUGGUUGUUGCUAAGGUUGCUGCCAUGGUAACGUGUACAUCCUGUUUAUACCUCCAUCUGGACAAGUUGGUCUAAGCUAGGAACCUACCUACCCUGGACAACCACUUCCAUCACCACCUGAGACCACCAAUCAUCGUGACACAAAGUCCGUCAUCCACUCAGUUCCCCCAUCUUCUUCCCUUUUCGCUGCCAGGCUUCAUACAGAAGAAAGGAUCUAGGCUUGGGAUUGCCACUCUGAAGCUUAUUGCACAAGAUAUAUUUGAUCUAUUUCCUAACUGGGUCCCCAGAGAAACAAGAAGUAGGAAGAAGAAACGUAGGAGAAGCUGAUCAGUUAAAGGGAAACUCCACAUCUUCUCUGGUUGAGGGGCUUGGUAACAGCAAACAAAAUGACGAACCCAGCAGAACAAACCAUGCAGGCCAACUCGAUCCGCGAAGGGGACAUCAGCUGCACGGUAAUGGAACUAAGAAAGCUCAUGGAGCUGCGUUCACAUGAUGCACUGACCCAGAUUAAUGACCACUACGGAGGAGUACAUAAUCUCUGCAGUAGACUGAAAACCUCCCCUGUGGAAGGUCUAUCUGGAAACCCUGUGGAUCUAGAGAGGAGGAGGCAGUUGUUUGGACAGAAUGUGAUACCCCCGAAAAAGCCCAAGACCUUCUUAGAAUUAGUGUGGGAAGCCCUUCAAGAUGUUACGCUCAUCAUCCUGGAGAUCGCAGCCAUCAUCUCCCUGGUCCUGUCCUUCUAUCGUCCGGCUGGUGAUGACAGUAAACAGUGUGGUCAAAUUGCAACUACCCCAGAAGACGCACAGGAGGCAGAAGCUGGCUGGAUCGAAGGGGCAGCCAUCCUGUUCUCAGUGAUCGUCGUGGUGUUAGUGACUGCCUUUAAUGAUUGGAGCAAAGAGAAGCAAUUUCGGGGGCUGCAGAGCCGCAUUGAACAGGAGCAAAAAUUCUCCAUUAUCCGAAAUGGUCACCUCAUCCAGCUUCCUGUGGCUGAGAUCGUGGUGGGUGAUAUCGCUCAAGUUAAAUAUGGUGACCUGCUACCUGCAGAUGGGAUCCUGAUCCAGGGGAAUGACCUGAAGAUUGAUGAAAGCUCUCUGACAGGAGAAUCAGACCAUGUCAAGAAGUCUGUGGAAAGUGACCCCAUGUUGCUCUCAGGAACCCAUGUCAUGGAAGGUUCUGGCCGGAUGGUAGUGACUGCUGUGGGUAUCAACUCCCAGACUGGAAUCAUCUUUACUCUGUUGGGGGCCAAUGAGGGUGAGGAAGAGGAGAAGAAGAAGAAAGGUAAAAAACAAGGAGUCUCUGAAAAUCGCAACAAAGCAAAGACCCAGGAUGGAGUGGCCCUGGAAAUCCAGCCACUCAACAGCCAAGAGGGAAUCGACAGUGAGGAGAAGGACAAGAAGGUAUCCAAGGUGCCUAAAAAAGAGAAGUCGGUGCUGCAGGGCAAGCUGACUCGCCUGGCUGUUCAGAUUGGGAAAGCUGGUCUGAUCAUGUCCACGAUCACCGUUUUCAUUCUAAUUUUAUACUUUGUGAUUGACAACUUUGUGAUACAAGGCAGAACAUGGCUAUCUGAGUGUACUCCCAUCUACAUCCAGUACCUGGUCAAGUUCUUCAUCAUUGGCGUCACGGUACUGGUGGUGGCUGUGCCAGAGGGACUGCCACUGGCUGUCACCAUCUCACUGGCCUAUUCUGUGAAGAAAAUGAUGAAAGACAAUAACCUGGUACGACACUUGGAUGCUUGUGAGACGAUGGGCAAUGCCACGGCUAUUUGCUCUGAUAAGACAGGCACGUUGACCAUGAACCGCAUGACUGUGGUACAAGCUUAUAUUGGGGGCACCCAUUACCGUCAGAUCCCAAGCCCUGAUAUCUUCCUGCCCAGGGUCCUGGAGUUGAUUGUCAAUGGCAUUUCUAUCAACAGUGCUUAUACCUCCAAGAUUCUGCCUCCAGAGAAGGAGGGAGGCCUGCCGAGGCAGGUGGGCAACAAGACUGAGUGUGCUCUGCUGGGCUUUGUCACGGAUCUGAAGCAGGAUUACCAGGCAGUGCGUAAUGAGGUGCCCGAGGAGAAGUUCUACAAAGUGUACACCUUCAAUUCGGUGCGCAAGUCAAUGAGCACGGUCAUCCGGAGCCCCACUGGUGGCUUCCGAAUGUUCAGCAAGGGCGCCUCCGAGAUCAUUUUGCGCAAGUGUAACCGGAUCCUGGACCAGAAAGGGGAAGCAAUGCCAUUCAAGAGCAAAGACCGAGAUGAUAUGGUACGCACUGUCAUUGAGCCCAUGGCCUCAGAGGGACUCCGGACUAUCUGCCUAGCUUACCGGGAUUUUGAGGAUGGAGAGCCCUCCUGGGACAGCGAGAAUGAAAUCCUCACUGAACUGACCUGCAUCGCAGUGGUGGGCAUUGAGGACCCUGUGCGCCCAGAGGUACCGGAAGCUAUUGCCAAGUGCAAACGAGCUGGCAUUACUGUAAGGAUGGUGACAGGUGACAACAUCAACACAGCCCGGGCCAUUGCCAUCAAAUGUGGCAUUCUGACACCUGGGGACGAAUUCCUGUGCUUAGAAGGCAAAGAAUUCAACCGACUCAUCCGCAAUGAGAAGGGCGAGGUAGAGCAAGAACAGCUGGACAAGGUCUGGCCUAAGCUUCGGGUCCUGGCACGAUCAUCCCCUACUGACAAGCAUACACUGGUGAAAGGCAUCAUUGACAGCACCAUUGGGGAACAGCGGCAGGUGGUGGCUGUCACUGGUGAUGGCACAAAUGAUGGGCCUGCUCUGAAGAAAGCAGAUGUUGGUUUUGCCAUGGGUAUCGCAGGCACAGAUGUCGCCAAGGAAGCUUCAGACAUCAUCCUAACAGAUGACAACUUCACCAGCAUUGUGAAGGCGGUGAUGUGGGGACGAAAUGUCUAUGACAGCAUCUCCAAGUUCCUGCAGUUUCAGCUCACUGUCAAUGUCGUGGCUGUGAUUGUGGCCUUCACUGGAGCCUGUAUCACUCAGGAUUCCCCAUUGAAAGCUGUGCAGAUGCUGUGGGUUAAUCUAAUCAUGGACACUUUUGCUUCAUUGGCCCUGGCCACAGAGCCCCCUACAGAUUCUCUAUUGAAGCGUCGCCCCUAUGGCCGAAAUAAGCCUCUGAUCUCACGUACUAUGAUGAAGAAUAUCUUGGGCCAUGCAGUCUAUCAGCUGACUGUCAUCUUUUUCCUUGUCUUUGCUGGUGAGAAAUUCUUUGACAUCGAUAGUGGGAGGAAGGCACCUCUGCAUGCACCCCCCAGCCAACACUAUACCAUUGUUUUCAAUACCUUUGUGCUGAUGCAAAUUUUCAAUGAAAUCAACUCCCGAAAGAUCCAUGGAGAGAAGAAUGUCUUUUCAGGCAUUUACCACAACAUCAUCUUCUGCACUGUGGUUUUGGGCACAUUCAUCAGCCAGAUUCUCAUUGUGGAAUUUGGGGGUAAACCCUUCAGUUGUACAAAGCUCAACCUGUCCCAGUGGUUGUGGUGUCUCUUCAUCGGAAUUGGAGAACUUAUCUGGGGUCAGGUCAUCUCUGCAAUACCUACCCAAUCCCUGAAGUUCCUGAAGGAGGCUGGGCAUGGCACUGCCAAAGAGGAAAUCAACAAGGAUGCUGAGGGGCUGGAUGAGAUUGACCACGCAGAGAUGGAGCUGCGCCGAGGCCAGAUCCUCUGGUUCCGAGGCCUGAACCGUAUCCAGACUCAGAUCAAGGUGGUCAAAGCGUUCCAUAGUUCCCUCCACGAAAGCAUUCAGAAACCCAAAAGCCAGAACUCCAUCCACAACUUCAUGAUCCACCCUGAAUUCGCCAUUGACGAGGAGUUGCCACGAACACCACUGCUGGAUGAGCAAGAGGAAAAUAAUCUUGACAAGGUUUCUAAGGGGACUGGGGUGCUCCUGUUGGAUGGUGAGGUCACGCUAAAUGCCAACAAAAACAACAACGUGGUGGAUUGCAAUCAAGUGCAAAGUGUUGCCUCCCACUCGGACAGCCCUCUCCACAGCCUGGAGACAUCAGUUUGAAUUUUCAUUCUCUGACUCCCAUCCCUACUUUCUCUAUUUCUUUUAUCAUCCAUUCCAUCUGUAAGAUGAUGAUGGAACUUUUCAUUGUCAUGUCAGCUGCUCCCAAGUGUGUGUGAACUCCCACCUGACCAUGAAGAGACAUGAAUGUGGACCUACAAGGAUUUCAACCGAAGCUCGAGUUGGGGUUUGUAGCAGGACCCAGUCAAACCCCAGGCAGGUUAAGGCAGACUCUCUUCCUGCGUAUAUCGGUUGCAUCAUUUUUAAAGAAAUGACAACAGUCCUCUUGGCGUCAUCCCAACCUCAAUUCCCCCCCUGUGUUCAUAGGUGACAUAGGUCGCCAUCUCUGACUUCUGGAUUUUAGUUGAAUUCUGUUAAUCUUUGCUGUUUAUACACUAAGUUGAGGGUUCAGAGAGAGAAAAUAUCCCGAAAUGAAAUUUGCUGAAUAGGGAUGGAAUGUGUAAAAUCAGCCAGUAGUGUGAUUGUUUUUAUAACAAUUUCUCCCAUUUUGAGAACUUACACCCAUAGGCCUCUAGUUCUUUCUGCCCUCCCAGUCAAACCUCCCCCAGGUUCCUUUGGCC
Messenger RNA from Otolemur garnettii (small-eared galago), 5083 nucleotides. RefSeq names its product ATPase plasma membrane Ca2+ transporting 4 (gene ATP2B4). Gene Ontology annotation, molecular function: P-type calcium transporter activity; PDZ domain binding; ATP binding. The transcript has 21 exons. Lineage: Eukaryota; Metazoa; Chordata; Mammalia; Primates; Galagidae. The coding region runs from base 894 to 4505 and encodes 1203 amino acids. Gene Ontology annotation, biological process: regulation of cytosolic calcium ion concentration; calcium ion transmembrane transport. The record is from RefSeq and is a predicted model, not a curated record. Gene Ontology annotation, cellular component: intracellular membrane-bounded organelle; membrane.